CAAAUGGGAGUCUCUGACGCUUCCCUAUCGAUCUCCUAGGUGCAAAGUCCAUAGUUAUUCUCGCUGUCAUUGAGACCCCGCGUGGGAGUCUGCAGGCAGCGACAGCCGCGGGGCCUGCGAUUUGUAUGGGGCUGGGAAUCUGUAGAGCCAGGACUCCAGCUUCCCGCCCCCUCCUUCCCCUCUUCCUCCUCCUCUUUCCCUGGGAAUUGCCAGGACUGCAGGCAGAGGCGGCCCAGCCUCUUUUAUUCUUUAGCUCACAUUCCCCUGUGACAAUCCUAGGUGAGCUGCCAGUUCUGGGGAUCCUCUAGUUGAUUCCCACGAUCUUACCUCCCUCUACAUCACUCCCUUUCUCCCUACUACCACGUGCCUGCAGCCAAGGACUCCAGUCUCCAGCAGUGACCUAGAAAAAAAGACUUAUUAGAGAAGAACUCUUUCUCUGAAGGGAGGAUACCUGGAAAAGAGAAUCAGAUUCCAGCUAGAGGAAGGAGAGGUCGACCACCCCAGGGCUGCUUUCGACAAGGGAAAAUGUUAUCUAGAGUUUCCUCUGCUGCUUGUGCUCAAGAAUUAAAAGUAAAGCAGAAAUUUGCUUUUGACAACCUAGGCUUUGAAGGCAGCUUGGAUAGUUUACCUGCAUCGUCAUCUUCAACAAGCAUCAGUACGAUCAACAUUUGGGGCAUGACAUGCCAGUCAUGUGUGAAAUCUAUUGAGGGCAAGAUUUCUAACUUGAAAGGUAUUGUGAGCAUAAAAGUUUCCCUUGAACAGGGCAGUGCCACUGUGAAAUACGCCCCCUUAACCAUAAACCUACAGCAGAUUUGCUCAGAAAUUGGGGACAUGGGCUUUGAAGCUAACAUAGAAGAGGGAAAGGCUGCAUCGUGGCCCACAAAAUCCUCAUCUGCUGAUGAAGCAGUGACCAAGCUUCGUGUGGAGGGCAUGACUUGCCAGUCAUGUGUCAAUACUAUAGAAGGGAAGGUUGGAAAACUUCAAGGAGUUUUGAAAAUCAAAGUCUCCCUUAGCAAUCAAGAGGCUGUCAUCACUUAUCAGCCUUACAUCAUUCAACCUGGAGACCUCAGGGACCAUAUCAAUGACAUGGGAUUUGAAGCCACCAUCAAGGGCAAAAUGGCACCAUUAAGCCUGGGUGUGAUUGAUAUUGAACGGUUGCAAAGCAACAACAAUUCAAAGAAAAUGCCAAUUCCACCCUUCUGUAGUAAUACUGAAGCAUGGGGGGACCAGCCCAGCCCAGGUACUACUCUACAGUUAGGAGUGGAAGGAAUGCACUGCAAAUCCUGUGUCUUGAAUAUUGAAGGAAAUAUAGCAGGACUACAAGGUGUACAAAGCAUUAACGUAUCCCUGGAAAACAAAAAUGCAGAUGUUCAAUUCGAUCCAGCUCACAUUACCCCACUAUUCUUGAAGCAAGCCAUUGAGGCUCUCCCACCUGGGAAUUUUAAAGUCACCCUCCCUAAUGGAGUAGAGGGCAGUGGGUUGGAGAAUUCAUUAGACAGCUUGUCUUCAAGACUUCCUCCGGCUACCCAAUCCCAAGGAAACCAAGUACAGGGAGAGUGGAGAACUGCUGUGCUUGGCAUUGAUGGAAUGACCUGUGCUUCCUGCGUGCAGAGCAUCGAGAGCUUACUAUCACAAAGGGAAGGGGUAGGAAAAGUUUCAGUCUCUUUAGCUGAAGGGAUUGGAACCAUCCACUAUAAUGCUUCAGUAGUGAGCCCUGAAGAGCUAAAAGAUGCUGUUGAAGACAUGGGAUUUGAGGCAUCUGUCAUCACUGAAACCAGUUCCAGAAAGCAUGUUGGAAACAUUUAUGCUGUGGAUCCUAACAGUCAAAUAGAGCUUAAGGACUCAGUUUCUCUUCAAGAGGAAGACUUUGAUGCUAAGGGGUAUCACAAAACAAACAUCUCGGACCACUCUCCAAAGCCUUUUCCCUCAGAUUAUCCACUUCACCCUAACACAGUGACCUCGGAAAAAUGCUAUUUACGCAUAGCAGGAAUGACCUGUGCAUCCUGUGUCUCCAACAUUGAAAGAAAUCUAUUGAAGGAAGAUGGCAUACUUUCGGUUCUGGUUGCUCUGAUGGCUGGAAAAGCAGAGGUCAAAUAUAAUCCACAAACCAUCCAGCCCCUUGAAAUAGCCCAGCUGGUCCAGAACUUGGGCUUUGAAACUACAGUGAUGGAAGAUUACAUUGGGUCAGAUGGCAAUAUCGAGCUGAUUGUCACAGGAAUGACCUGUGCUUCAUGCGUUCACAACAUUGAAUCUAAGUUGACCAGAACCAAUGGCAUUUUCUAUGCCUCUGUGGCUCUUGCUACUAGCAAGGCUCACAUCAAGUUUGAUCCUGAAAUCGUGGGUCCUCGGGAUAUUAUAAAAAUUAUUGAGGAGAUUGGCUUUCAUGCUUCCUUGGCUCAGAGAAAUCCCAACGCUCAUCAUUUGGAUCACAAGAUGGAAAUCAAACAAUGGAAGAAGUCUUUCCUAUGCAGUCUGGUGUUUGGCAUCCCUGUCUUGUGCUUGAUGAUUUACAUGUUAAUACCUAGCAGCCAGCCCCAUGAGUCCAUGGUAUUGGAGUACAACCUCAUCCCUGGAUUAUCCAUCUUAAAUCUCAUCUUCUUUGUCCUGUGCACUUUUGUCCAGUUCCUAGGUGGGUGGUAUUUCUACGUUCAGGCUUUCAAAUCACUGAAGCACAAGACAGCCAACAUGGAUGUGCUCAUUGUAUUGGCCACAAGCAUUGCUUAUGUCUACUCCCUUGUGAUUCUGGUGGUAGCCAUUGCCGAGAAGGCAGAGAAGAGCCCAGUCACCUUCUUUGAUACGCCCCCCAUGCUUUUUGUGUUCAUUGCGCUGGGGAGGUGGUUGGAACAUGUGGCAAAGAGCAAAACAUCUGAAGCUCUUGCAAAACUCAUGUCUCUCCAAGCCACAGAAGCUACUGUCGUGACACUGGGUGAUGACAACCUAAUUAUCAGGGAGGAGCAAGUACCUAUGGAGCUGGUUCAACGGAAUGAUGUAAUCAAGGUAGUCCCUGGGGGAAAGUUCCCAGUAGAUGGAAAAGUCCUGGAAGGCAGCACCAUGGCAGAUGAGUCCCUCAUCACAGGAGAAGCUAUGCCAGUUACUAAGAAACCAGGGAGCACUGUAAUUGCGGGUUCAAUCAAUGCACAUGGCUCUGUGCUAGUCACUGCUACCCAUGUUGGGUCUGAUACCACACUGGCACAAAUCGUGAAACUGGUAGAGGAGGCUCAAAUGUCAAAGGCACCUAUUCAGCAACUGGCUGACAAAUUUAGUGGAUAUUUUGUCCCAUUCAUCAUCAUUAUUUCAACUGUGACGUUGGUGGUAUGGAUUGUAAUCGGUUUUCUCGAUUUUGGUGUUGUUCAGAAAUACUUUCCUAAUGCUAACAAACACAUCUCCCAGGCAGAAGUGAUCAUUCGAUUUGCAUUCCAGACGUCCAUCACAGUAUUGUGUAUUGCCUGUCCUUGCUCUCUGGGCUUGGCUACACCAACAGCAGUCAUGGUUGGAACAGGGGUGGCUGCCCAAAAUGGUAUUCUCAUCAAAGGAGGAAAACCCCUCGAAAUGGCGCACAGGAUCAAGACUGUGAUGUUUGACAAAACUGGAACCAUCACCUAUGGUGUCCCCAAAGUUAUGAGAGUUCUUCUGCUUGUUGACGUGGUUUCCCUGCCGCUGAGGAAGGUUCUGGCAGUGGUUGGCACCGCCGAAGCCAGCAGUGAGCAUCCCCUGGGUGUGGCUGUCACCAAGUACUGUAAAAAGGAACUUGGAACUGAAACCCUGGGGUACUGCACGGACUUCCAAGCUGUCCCUGGGUGUGGAAUUGGCUGUAAGGUCAGCAAUGUUGAAGCUGUCCUGGCCCAGAGUGAAGACCCUUUAAAUGCACAGAAUCGUCAUCUGAACGGUGUUGGCAGCCUUCCCACUGGAAAAGAUGUAGCAGCGCCCCAGACCUACUCCGUGCUGAUUGGGAACCGGGAAUGGAUGCGACGAAAUGGUUUAACUAUAUCCUCUGAUGUCAAUGAUGCCAUGACAAGCCAUGAAAUGAAGGGGCAGACGGCAAUAUUGGUAGCUAUCGAUGGGGUGCUCUGUGGGAUGGUGGCCAUCGCAGAUUCUGUCAAGCAGGAAGCGGCUCUGGCUGUCCAUACCCUCAAAAGUAUGGGUGUGGAUGUGGUUCUGAUAACUGGGGACAACAGGAAGACCGCAAAAGCCAUCGCCACACAGGUGGGCAUCAACAAAGUUUUUGCCGAAGUCCUUCCCUCUCACAAGGUGGCCAAGGUCCAAGAGCUUCAAAACCAGGGAAAGAAAGUGGCCAUGGUAGGAGAUGGAGUGAAUGACUCUCCAGCCUUGGCAAGGGCUGAUGUUGGCAUCGCCAUUGGAACAGGCACAGAUGUAGCUAUUGAAGCCGCUGAUGUUGUCCUCAUUAGGAACGAUUUGCUAGACGUGGUUGCUAGCAUUCAUCUUUCCAAGAGGACUGUCCAGAGAAUACGAAUAAAUCUGGUCUUGGCCUUAAUUUAUAACCUAGUUGGGAUACCCAUUGCAGCAGGUGUAUUCAUGCCCAUUGGCAUUGUGCUGCAGCCCUGGAUGGGAUCCGCUGCCAUGGCCGCCUCCUCCGUGUCUGUGGUCCUUUCUUCACUGCAGCUGAAGUUUUAUAAGAAACCAGAUAUGGAAAAGUAUGAAGCCCAAGCCCAGGGCCAUAUGAGAUCCCUUACACCAUCCCAGGUCAGUGUUCACAUUGGAAUGGAUGACCGGCGAAGGGAUAACAAGGCCAUGCCUUGGGAUCGGGUCAGCUACAUCAGCCAAGUGGGACUGUCCUCCCCGACCUCAGAUAGGUCUCGGCAUGGCACCCUCGUAGAGGAUGGUGGGGACAAAUGGUCAUUGCUCCUGAAUGAUCACGAUGAAGAACAGUCCAUCUGAAAGGCAGCAGCUAACACAGAACAUUCACAGUGUGGUCAGGGCGCCAUGUUUCCCAGAGGAUCAAUGAGCUCCCCUGUACACAAAAGGAGGUGGGAAGGAAUUCCUUGGCUUCAGCUUGGCUACACAACUGUAGCAUUGCUUUUCCUUUGCUGGUAUGGACUGAAGUCUUCUCUGGCACUGGCCACAACCCGGGCGACCUAUGGCUGUUCCCAGAUACAAGAGUUCUAGCCCAUGGCAACCCUCCUCAGCCCUGGUUUGG
This is a messenger RNA of Dromiciops gliroides (monito del monte), 5155 nucleotides long. RefSeq names its product ATPase copper transporting beta (gene ATP7B). Gene Ontology annotation, biological process: monoatomic cation transport. The transcript has 22 exons. Gene Ontology annotation, molecular function: ATP binding; copper ion binding; ATP hydrolysis activity. Bases 526 to 4896 code for a protein of 1456 amino acids. Lineage: Eukaryota; Metazoa; Chordata; Mammalia; Microbiotheria; Microbiotheriidae. Gene Ontology annotation, cellular component: membrane. The record is from RefSeq and is a predicted model, not a curated record.